Messenger RNA from Chironomus riparius, 2052 nucleotides. NCBI's taxonomy places the organism in Eukaryota, Metazoa, Arthropoda, Insecta, Diptera, Chironomidae. The record is from the annotation of a GenBank genome assembly.
AUGAAACUGCUCAUCAUACUCACAGCAUUAAGCCUGACAUCCCUCAACUCAACCUCAGCACACCCCAAAGCCCCCCAAACCUGCAACUCCCCCGAAUGCCAACUUCAAUCAAAAUCACUCUUAUCCAAAAUCGACACCUCAGCGUCUCCAUGCGAUGACUUUUACCAAUUUGCAUGUGGAAACUACAAGGACAUCGGAAGUCCAAUGAUUGAUCAGGCUACAAACAUCGACCGUUGGAUCCUCAAACUAGCAACAGAUCCACUUCGAAAACAUGACGGCAAGCUUGUUAAAUUGAUCAAAAUCUUCUACAUGUCAUGCCUGAAUAAUCGAGGAUCGUUGAAUGACUUUAUUGAGGAUGGGACGAGCAUGAGACGAAAAGUAGGCACCGAUGGUGAUUAUGAGAAUUUUGAGGAAGCUAUUCAAGAACUUCAGUUCUCUCAAAACUCAGAUGCUUACAUAUUCAGCAUGAGAAUGGAAUUUGUGGAUGAACAAGCACUUCUGGUUGUAGAUCAACCAAAGUUUGAGACAAAGGCUGGAUUUGUGGACAGAAAAAAUGAUAAAGUUCAGGAAUUUAAUCGAAAUUUUAUCAAUUAUUUGGUCGAGGAAGGUUUUGAUCAAAAAGAAGUUGAGGAUAUGCAGGUAAAAGCAUUCAAAUUUGAGAAUAAACUGUUGGAACUAAUCGAUGAGAGUAGCUCAGAAGCAAAAAUAGAAGUUAUAAAAAUCUCGGAACUCCAAGAAGUCUUCAACUUCAUAAAUUGGACGAACUUCAUUGAAAACUUCUUCAACGGAAGUGAAAAAAUUGACGAAACUUUCGUUCUUGGCGUCAAGAAUCGAGCAGCGAUGAUGAAAAUUGACAACUUCUUGCUUACUCGUUCAGACGAUGAUGUGCUGGAUUAUCUGCUUUGGCGAUACAUUGAGGCAUUGUACAUCUCACUUUUUUACAAACACGACGAUGAAGAAUCAGCUGAAAAAUUGUAUUUUGAUUCUGUAAACCCAAAUUGCAACAGAAAAGCAGUUUGCACCUCCUGCAUCUGUAAGUUAAAGAAGGAACUUGAUGUGGCAGUUGCUGCUGUUUAUUCCAAACACUCCCUAACUCAAACUGACAGACAGGAAGUCACAAACAUGAUUAUAGCUAUGAAAAGUCAACUUCAAGACACUUUCAAGACAUUAGACUGGUUGGACAGUAAGACACGAGCAGCAGUAUCUGUAAAACUCUCAAAAAUGAAGUUCUUUGUUGGAUAUCCAGACUUGCUUGUUAAUGAACAGUUCCUGUCAGAAUAUUAUCGUGACUUACAUGUCUCCAAGCAUUCUUUAGUCCAAAAUAUCGAUCAAAUCGCAAGACUCAAAAACAAAAAUCAAAGAAAAUUUUUAACCAGCCCAAAAGUCAAUAAGGAAGUCCUGUUUACCAUCAUGACUGCACAAUACAUUAUAACCCCAAAUGCGCUUUAUACUUACCAUUUUAAUUACUUUUUAAUCUGUGCUGGACUCAUCCACAGCAACACAUUCUCAACUGACCGUCCACAAGCUAUGAAUUUUGGUGCAACUGGAUAUGCCAUUGGACAUGAAAUAUUUCAUGGAUUUGACAAUCAAGGCAGACUUUAUGAUGAAAAUGGAAGUGCUAGAAAUUGGUGGGAAAAAGGAACUGAAAAGAAGUUUUUGGAAAAAUCAAAAUGUUUUGUGGAUCAAUAUGGAAGUUAUGUGGAACCAACGACAGGCAUGAGAAUCAAUGGAGCUAAGAACUUAGGAGAGAACAUUGCUGACAAUGGUGGAUUGAUGUUGGCUUAUAAUACCUUCCAAAAAGUACAGGAAUUUGAUCCAAUUCUACCAAAUGCUAAUUUUACAUCAAAUCAGCUGUUUUGGCUGUCAAUGGCGCAGUUUUACUGCAGUAAUAAAAGCUAUGAAGGAAUGAAGCAUCAGAUUGAGUGUGAUCCACAUACACCAGGCAGAUUCCGUGUAUUUGGAACUUUGGGGAAUUUGGAAGAGUUUUCAGAUGACUUUCAGUGUCCAGCAGGAUCGAAGAUGAACAGAAUUGAUAAAUGUAAAAUUUGGUAA